AUGACGACGCCAGAGUUGUUCCAGGAGUCCCUGCUGCAGAUCCUGACGCAGCAGCAGCAGCUGAUCGCUCAUCUAUCUCAGGAGAUGUCAGCAACCCAAAAAUGCCUAAAGGAGUUCUCCCGCGAUGACGUAGCACUGGAUGCACUAGCCGGCAACAUCACCGAAUUUCGAUACGCUCCGGACGAAGGGUGCACUUUUGAUUCAUGGUAUUCACGUUACGAGGAGCUAUUCGAUAAAGACGCCAGUAAGCUAGACGAUUCCGCCAAAGUUCGACUCCUUAUGAGGAAACUCGACCCAGCGGCGCACGAGCGGUACACAAGUUUCAUACUCCCAAAACUGUCCAAGGAGUUUGGCUUCACCGAAACUACCGCGGAGCUAAAAGCGCUUUUCGGAUCUACCGUCUCGAUCUUUCAUCAGCGGUAUCAGUGCUUGCAGACCGUCAAAGAUGAAACAGAGGACAUCGUGUCAUACUCCUGCAAGGUAAACCGUGCUUGUGUGGAUUUAAAACUUGCCGACCUAUCCGAGGAGCAAUUUAAGUGCCUAGUUUUUGUUUGUGGCCUCAAGUCCUCGAAGGACUCCGAUAUUCGGAUGCGGCUGAUCACGAAGCUGAACGAAUCGUCAGAGAUAACGUUGGCGAAGAUCGUGGAGGACUGCAGAGCCCUGACGAACCUCAAAAACGAUACCGUGCUGGUAGAAAAACCUUCAGCAACAGUGCGAGCUGUGAAGCACAACACCAACAAACCUGUCAAGCCGUCACGUCAUUCAUCGGCUGCUGCGGGUAAUGGAACCAGGGCAGAUCAGCCACGUUCUCCGUGCUGGUCGUGUGGAGGAGUGCACUAUUCGAAGGACUGCCAGUUUCGGGGUCAUCAAUGCCGAGAGUGCGGAAAGAAGGGGCAUAAAGAGGGCUACUGUGCCUGCUUCGCUGCAAAAUCAUCAUCUGGCGAUGCGAAAAAGAAUGCACGGAGCCAGAAGUCAACCAAGGUGGUCUCCGUAAACACAGUUAGCCGGGGGAGGAAAUUUGCGGAGUUGCGGAUAAACCAUGUUCCGGGCCGACUACAAGUUGAUUCGGCGUCGGACAUCAGCAUUAUCACCGCCGAAAUGUGGAAGAAGAUUGGAGAACCAGAAACAUCUCCGCCUUCUUGCCAAGCGGUGACAGCAUCCAGAGAACCGCUAAACAUCGCAUCCGAGUUCUGGUGUGACGUAUCAAUCAACGGUGUCUCCAAACGAGGUUUGUGUCGUGUCAUGGUUCCGGAAAUUUCUCUAUCAGUUCUAGGUGCCGACUGGAUGGACAACUUCGGCCUAUGGGACGUUCCAAUCAACUCGUUCUGCAACCAAAUCAGUAGCCAGUUCCAACCAGGCGUAGGGGCAAUUCAAUCAAAGUUCCCUGACGUCUUCACCAGCAGUAUGGGACUGUGCUGCAAAACCAAGGUCAAUCUACCACUACGAGGAAAUCCUAGGCCGAUAUUCCGGCCGAAACGUCCCGUGUCCUACAGCAUGGAGGGAGCCGUCGAAGAGGAAAUCCAACGACUACAUCAACUUGGCGUGCUAAAACCGGUUGAUUACUCCGAAUGGGCGGCGCCAAUAGUGGUCGUUCGGAAGCCAAACGGACGGAUUCGCAUCUGUGCGGAUUUCUCUACUGGUUUGAACGACGUCCUCGAGCCGAACCAAUAUCCGCUACCGCUGCCUGAGGAUAUUUUUGCGAAGAUGUCGGGGUGUCGGUAUUUCAGCCAUAUCGACCUAUCCGAUGCCUACCUACAGGUCCAGGUGGAUGAAAGCUGCCAAAACCUUCUCACCAUCAACACUCACAAGGGGCUCUAUCAGUUCACUCGCUUGUCUCCUGGCAUCGAAUCAGCUCCGGGGGCGUUUCAGCAACUGGUAGACGCAAUGCUCGCUGGACUCAAAAGCACCAGUGGGUACUUGGACGACGUCUUGGUGGGUGGCCGAACAGAGGAGGAGCAUAAUCGAAAUCUUGAGCUGGUUCUUAAUCGUAUCCAGGAGUACGGAUUCACCGUUCGAAUCGAGAAAUGCAGCUUCAGCAUGCGUCAAAUCAAAUAUCUGGGACAGAUCUUGGAUAGCGAUGGCAUUCGACCGGAUCCAGACAAGGUCGCCGCCAUUGCCAACAUGCCACCACCAAUCGAUCUGCCGUCGCUGAGAUCGUAUUUAGGAGCCGUAAAUUACUAUGGCAAGUAUGUUCCUGGAAUGCGGAAGCUACGGUAUCCCAUGGACCAACUCCUGAAAGCCGGAACCAAGUGGGAAUGGAACAAGGCGUGUCAAGAUUCUUUCGAUCGCUUUAAGGAACUGCUGAUGUCUCCGCUGGUGCUGACCCACUACAAUCCUCAAUUGGACAUCGUGGUGUCUGCCGACGAAUCUUCAAUCGGUAUCGGGGCCAGAAUCGCACACCGGUUUCCCGACGGCACCGUGAAGGCAAUUUGUCACGCCUCCAGAAGCCUAACCCCAGCCGAAACAAAUUACAGCCAGAUCGAGAAGGAGUGGUUGGCCUUGAUCUUCGCUGUAACGCGCUUCCAUCGAAUGCUUUUCGGAAGACACUUCACGCUGCAACGUUGGGCGCUGACUCUUCUCCUUUACGACUUCUCCAUCGAAUACGUGUCGACCGAUAGUUUUGGUUAUGUAGAUCUUCUAUCGAGGCUGAUAAACACCCACAUUCGGCCUGAUGAGGAGUACGUGAUAGCAUCGAUCGAGCUGGAAAAUACGUUCCACAAUGUCGUUAAUCAAUCGCUGGAAGUCUUCCCGCUCACAUUCAAGUCGAUCCAGGCAGAAACCAGAGCGGAUCCGGUCCUCCAAAAAGUGCUUCAGCACGUCCAGCAAGGCUGGCCGACCAAGAAGACAGACGUCACCGACUCAUACCAGCAAUUCUAUCUUCGUAAAGACGGACUGUCAGUCAUUUCCGGCUGCCUUCUCUACGGUGAGCGACUGGUAAUUCCUUCGAAGUACCAGAAGAAGGUCCUCCAGUUGUUGCACAAGGGCCAUCCAGGUGUCGAGCGAAUGAGAGCGGUGGCACGUAGCUACGUAUACUGGCCUGGAAUCGACGCGUGCAUUGCUAAACUUGUUUUUUCCUGUACCGAGUGUGCUCGGGCUGCCAAAACCAACACUAGAACCAACUUGGAGUCCUGGCCCGUACCCGAAAAGCCCUGGCAGAGACUGCAUAUUGAUUACGCUGGUCCUGUUGACGGUUGGUACUACCUCAUCCUGGUCGAUGCGUACUCGAAAUGGCCGGAGGUCGUCCGAACUUGUCAAACGACAUCACCAGCUACCAUUGAAAUUCUGGAGAGCAUCUUCGCUCGCUUCGGAAACCCGGAGACACUGGUUAGCGACAAUGGACGCCAGUUCAUCAGCGGGCAGUUCGAGGGGUUGUGUGACACCAAAGGCAUACUGCACCUGAAGACGCCACCUUUCCACCCACAAUCCAAUGGACUUGCAGAAAGAUUCGUUGACACGUUCAAGCUAACUCUCAAGAAAAUUACGGCGGGAGGAGAGGGUCUCACCGAAGCAAUCAACACCUUCUUGUUAUGCUACCGUUCUACGCCCUGCCGAAGCGCUCCCGAGGGAAAAUCACCUGCCGAGAUAAUGCUUGGUAGAACGAUACGCACUUCGCUCGAUCUGCUCAGACCACCAACUGCAUUUCACAAAACAGAUCACUCCAAGCAGGACGACCAGUACAACCGCAAGCAUGGAAGUAAAGAAAUCAGGUACAAUUCUAAGGACCUGGUUUGGGCCAAGGUCUUCAAGAACAACAGUUGGAGCUGGGAAGCUGGUCAGAUUCUCGAACGCAUUGGGAACGUGAUCUACAACGUUUGGUUGGAGCAUAAGAAGACGCUAAUUCGAUCGCACUGUAACCAACUCCGUAAGCGAUGUGAGUCGGAUGAAGCCGAAACAGCUAAUGAGAGGCAGCCUACGCAAGUCCCACUCGACAUUCUACUAGAGUCAUGGGGCCUGGAUCGAAGUUCAGCAGACGAAACUGAAUCGAUCUUCCAAUCGAAUCCGUAUGCGCCUCCCGGAAACAAGCCAGUGCAACCAGAGGGACUGCCCCCGAACUCUAAUCCUCGCCCUAACCGGAAACAGAAACUGCAACGUCAACCAUCAGUAACUCGCCAAUCCUCGCGCAGCCGGAGGCGUCCCGUGAGAUACCAUCCAUCUGUACCAUCUGUACUACUAAAAGGGGGAGGUAUUGCAGGGACCACCCUAGCUGCGACAAGCGUUACCCAAAACGCAAUUACCAUCCGUCAGAGUGAUAGACGUCCGGAUGUGGCUAUGUCAUCGUAA
Messenger RNA from Wyeomyia smithii (pitcher-plant mosquito), 4281 nucleotides. RefSeq lists its product as uncharacterized. Gene Ontology annotation, biological process: DNA integration. The coding region runs from base 1 to 4281 and encodes 1426 amino acids. Lineage: Eukaryota; Metazoa; Arthropoda; Insecta; Diptera; Culicidae. Gene Ontology annotation, molecular function: nucleic acid binding. The transcript has 2 exons. The record is from RefSeq and is a predicted model, not a curated record.